Rattus norvegicus (Norway rat) is the source of this 6144-nucleotide messenger RNA. RefSeq lists its product as uncharacterized. The record is from RefSeq and is a predicted model, not a curated record. NCBI's taxonomy places the organism in Eukaryota, Metazoa, Chordata, Mammalia, Rodentia, Muridae.
UUAGCUGGGGCUAAAGACUACCGUAUGGCAUGAGCUACAGUUUCUUGUACACACUAAAGUUCUAUGCUGUAGGAGAAACAAUACUUUUAAUUAGGAAAAAGACUUAAUUUUUAUCCAUCAUUCCUUAGCAUAUUAAGUAUCAAAUUAGUACAUCUCUGAAUUGUACUGUGGUAAAAUUUUUGAGUUUUUAAAAAUACUUAUUAAUUCUUCGAGAAUUUCAUAUAGUGUAUUUUCACCUCCAUUGCUCUAAGAUCCACUCAAGAUCCUCCCUGUGCCUCAACUUUCUGUGUUCGCCUUUUUGCAAUGUUUGAUUUUAAAAGCUGUUGAGUUACUAACCUGAGUUUCAUAAAAAUAAAAUAAAUAAAUAAAUAAAAGAUAAAAAUAAAACUGCUUAAUGAAUGCUAGUCUGGGAUCAGGAAGGAGUCUCUGACAGUUUGGUCUUAAAUACACUUCUGCCACUUUGUAUUGCAUAUUUAUAAGGGGAGAUUUAAAGAUGAUCAUAAAACUGAAGUAUCUGUCUAUGCUCUAUGUCCUGCAGGACUGAAUUCUCAGUGAAGAUAAUUUAAUUCUUCAUCUUUUUAUGAACCGGUGCACCCAUCUCAUUAGUAUUUAGGCUUGCUUUGUCUUUAGGAAGUGGUAAAAUUAUAUGUAGCAUAUAUAUAUAUAUAUAUAUAUACAUAUAUAUAUGUGUGUGUGUAUAUGCUUUAAUUUAUCAUUUAUUCCCAGUAAAUAUUUAAUUUUAUACCUAUUACACACACACACACACACACACACACACACACACACACACACACACACCAUGGUUCUCUUUAUAAGAAUAGAGAAAGGGGUUGUAUGAGUGAGAAAUGUUAAGAGUCCUGCUUUAGAGGAUUGGUCAAAGGGAAGUGGUGUGGUUAUGAGCUCAAGUGAGGGGGAUUUAGACCUUGGCCAGACGUAGACAUUUGAUAUGGAACAACUCCUUAUACAUGCAGGCACAAGCUGCACUGGGAAAGCUCCUUUGUAGAGGAAAAGAAGAGAGAAGGAAAGGCCUAGUGGCAGCAGCUUUUUAAUCAGCUAGUCAAUUGAUUAGAGUAAGAGAGGGGCCUUUAGUGACAGAACUCUAAAGACAGAGGCAGACAGACUCUUCGGAGUUCCAGGCCAGUCUGGGCUAGAGGAAGACCGUGGCCCUAAAAUGUAAGUAAAUAUAUAAAAAGAAACAAGAGAAGGAAGGGGUGAGAGGAGCAGAUGUCCUGCCACAGAGCAAACCUGAGGCUGUCCCUGGCUGCAUAAGACCAUGUCCAAAAACAAAGCCAAGUCAAACAACAAAAAGGUAAAGCAGUCUACUUUCCACAAAUUUUAACUGAUAUGAUGUGCAUGUAUGUGUGUGUGCAUGUGUGUAUGUGUGCAUGUGUGUAUAUAUGUGUGCAUGUGUGUAUAUAUGUGUGUAUGUAUGUAUGUAUGUAUGUAUGCAUGUAUGUAUUGUGUACUGGUAUUUGGACACCCCCUGCCUACCUAGACAUGUAUAUACAAUCUAUCCAUUCACCCAUUGUGUGCUCAUGUUCUGUCUGUGCACAACCUGCAUGCCCAGUGCCUGUGGAGGCCAGAGGAAGGCAUCAGAUCCUUGGUGAAUUACCAAAUGAUUUAAGUGAAGUCCAGUAUUUAUGAAAGCAGAUCAUUUCUGACAAGAUUUUCAAGUGUAAUUUCUGUCAUUUCAGAGAUAGUUUUUGAGAUAAAAAUGAGAACUGUUUUUUUACUUAAGUUUCACAGAUCAAUUAUUUCAAGUGCACACUGAGAUAUGUGUGGACACACAUGUGAAUGUUACAGAAGGCUGUGAGCUGCCUGAAGUGGGUGCUGGAAACUGAACUCGGGGCCUUCUAAGUGGUGAGCCGUCCCUCCAGAAGAGACUUGUCAUCCUAACCAAUGCUAAACUAGUGACUGAAUGGUCGUCUAUACUUGAUGGAAUUCUUAAUAGCCCAUCAUUGAACAGACAGAAGGAGAAGCAGACCAGUGAAAGAACUUGGCAGGAAGAGCGUAUGGCAUGUUCCUGUCACCUGCCCCUGGGGACAGGGAAGCGUGUCCUACCCCAAGCACACUAUCUGCUGUGUGCCAACAGAAGAAGCUCUCAUAAUUCUGUAGAUGUGAGCGCUCUCAUUUGUGAAAUGAGCGAUAGGCCCUUCAUUGUUAGAACUUCCAAGGAAAACUGGUGCCUUUUGGAAAAAGAACUAGUUUGCUUUUCAUUGAAACGCUAUGUAAGUUUAUACAGAACACUUAGAAGUUUUUUGUUUUUAUUUUUUCAUGUAAUCUCCAUUCCUUCCCUAGACUGGGGCUCCAACAUGGCCAAGCCCUAAUGUUUCCUGCUCUGUGUUCCUAACACAUCACACCAUGUGUGGAUGCAUCUCACGGAAGGCUUGUGAAUGAACGAGAACAAAUUCAUACAGCACUCUGACUGCUUAUUGACCUAAUUCCAGAGGUACACGGGUAAUUUCUUUACUGGUUAUUACCAAUUUACUUACAAAGUCUAAAUGUAAAAAUCUAUUCACAAGCCACCUAACGAUGUUACAACUUCUUUCCUUUCCAACCUGCACCCAAUGGGUCUUAGUCCACAAGCUCUACUGAAAAAAAAAAAAGUCAGCCACUUGUGUAGGAAGACGGGGAAGGGCAGGGAGAGUUCACAGGAGGGAAUGGAAGGAGCAAGGGAAAAGAACAGGGAAGGAAGAUAGGACAGCCUUCUUAAAAAGGCUAAAUCUCUUCCUAACAUCUUACCUGCUCUACAACUAGACAGCAGAAUCAGCAGCUCAAGGGUUAUUAGAAACAGCCAGGGGGACACGAGUACAUAUCGUGCUGCAAUUAGUUCAUUGAAAACUCAGUCGCUCGAGGAGCAGUCAGGCAGAGACUCCUCUCGGCUUUUUUUCCCUCCUGCCUAAGGAUCUCCUACGGAGAGCUGCAACAAUGCCCAAAAGAAAGGCUGCAGGUGAUGCGAGCUAGGAGCCAAAGGGAAGAUGGGCUCGACGGUCUGCUGUGCCUGUGCCCUUUACACAGGAGUUGAAACCUAAAAGAGCAUCAACUUCAAGGAAAACGAAGACCACAAAUGUCGUGGAAGAAAACAAAGAUGCAGGUGCCACAACAAUUCCUGAAACCAAGCCAGAAGUUGUUAAAGGAGAAUGCAACAUGGAAAAUGCUGAAAAUGGAGAAGCCAAAAUUAUUGAGGCACCCAUUUCUAAAAUGGAAACUGAGGAAGUAAAAGAACAGAUAAAUGAAGACACUGAAGGAGACGGAGGAGAAAAGAAAGAAGCAGUGGUAACAGAAGGCAAAAAUGAUGAGCUAGAAGCAAACAUUCAAGAUGUGGAGAACGAUGAAGAUGGAAAUGAGCACAAAGAUACAGGUGAGGAGGGAGAAGAUGGGAAAAGGGAAGGAGGCCUAAAAGAGAAACCAGAUGUAGCUGAAAUCGAAGACGCAAAGGAGGCCAAAGAUGAUGAAGAGAAGGAAGACAAGGAAAAAGAAGAUAACAAAGGAGGUGAUGGGAAGAAGGAAGAAGAGAAAGAUGACGAGGGGGAAGCUGAAACAGAGGAAGAAGUCAAAGAACAACAGAAAGAGGAAACUGAGGGGGAUGAUGGGAAAUGCAAAGUAGAAGAAAACAAGGAAGGUGGAAAGGAAGGUCAGCAUGAGGAAGAAGGGAAGGAAGAUCUGCAUGAGGAAGACGGAAAGGAAGAUCUGCAUGAGGAAGACAGAAAGGAAGAUCUGCAUGAGGAAGAAGGGAAGGAAGAUCUGCAUGAGGAAGAAGGGAAGGAAGAUCUGCAUGAGGAAGGCGGAAAGGAAGAUCUGCAUGAGGAAGAAGGGAAGGAAGAUCUGCAUGAGGAAGAUGGAAAGGAAGAUCUGCAUGAGGAAGAUGGAAAGGAAGAUCUGCAUGAGGAAGACGGAAAGGAAGAUCUGCAUGAGGAAGAAGGGAAGGAAGAUCUGCAUGAGGAAGAAGGGAAGGAAGAUCUGCAUGAGGAAGGCGGAAAGGAAGAUCUGCAUGAGGAAGAUGGAAAGGAAGAUCUGCAUGAGGAAGAUGGAAAGGAAGAUCUGCAUGAGGAAGAUGGAAAGGAAGAUCUGCAUGAGGAAGAUGGAAAGGAAGAUCUGCAUGAGGAAGAUGGAAAGGAAGAUCUGCAUGAGGAAGACGGAAAGGAAGAUCUGCAUGAGGAAGAAGGGAAGGAAGAUCUGCAUGAGGAAGAAGGGAAGGAAGAUCUGCAUGAGGAAGGCGGAAAGGAAGAUCUGCAUGAGGAAGAAGGGAAGGAAGAUCUGCAUGAGGAAGAAGGGAAGGAAGAUCUGCAUGAGGAAGAAGGGAAGGAAGAUCUGCAUGAGGAAGACAGAAAGGAAGAUCUGCAUGAGGAAGACGGAAAGGAAGAUCUGCAUGAGGAAGAAGGGAAGGAAGAUCUGCAUGAGGAAGACAGAAAGGAAGAUCUGCAUGAGGAAGAAGGGAAGGAAGAUCUGCAUGAGGAAGGCGGAAAGGAAGAUCUGCAUGAGGAAGAAGGGAAGGAAGAUCUGCAUGAGGAAGAAGGGAAGGAAGAUCUGCAUGAGGAAGAAGGGAAGGAAGAUCUGCAUGAGGAAGAAGGGAAGGAAGAUCUGCAUGAGGAAGGCGGAAAGGAAGAUCUGCAUGAGGAAGAAGGGAAGGAAGAUCUGCAUGAGGAAGAUGGAAAGGAAGAUCUGCAUGAGGAAGAAGGAAAGGAAGAUCUGCAUGAGGAAGACAGAAAGGAAGAUCUGCAUGAGGAAGAUGGAAAGGAAGAUCUGCAUGAGGAAGAAGGGAAGGAAGAUCUGCAUGAGGAAGACAGAAAGGAAGAUCUGCAUGAGGAAGAAGGAAAGGAAGAUCUGCAUGAGGAAGACGGAAAGGAAGAUCUGCAUGAGGAAGAAGGAAAGGAAGAUCUGCAUGAGGAAGAAGGGAAGGAAGAUCUGCAUGAGGAAGAAGGAAAGGAAGAUCUGCAUGAGGAAGACGGGAAGGAAGAUCUGCAUGAGGAAGAAGGGAAGGAAGAUCUGCAUGAGGAAGAAGGGAAGGAAGAUCUGCAUGAGGAAGAAGGGAAGGAAGAUCUGCAUGAGGAAGGCGGAAAGGAAGAUCUGCAUGAGGAAGAAGGGAAGGAAGAUCUGCAUGAGGAAGAAGGAAAGGAAGAUCUGCAUGAGGAAGAAGGAAAGGAAGAUCUGCAUGAGGAAGACGGAAAGGAAGAUCUGCAUGAGGAAGAAGGGAAGGAAGAUCUGCAUGAGGAAGAAGGGAAGGAAGAUCUGCAUGAGGAAGACGGAAAGGAAGAUCUGCAUGAGGAAGAAGGGAAGGAAGAUCUGCAUGAGGAAGAAGGAAAGGAAGAUCUGCAUGAGGAAGAAGGGAAGGAAGAUCUGCAUGAGGAAGAAGGGAAGGAAGAUCUGCAUGAGGAAGACGGAAAGGAAGAUCUGCAUGAGGAAGAAGGGAAGGAAGAUCUGCAUGAGGAAGAAGGGAAGGAAGAUCUGCAUGAGGAAGAAGGAAAGGAAGAUCUGCAUGAGGAAGAAGGAAAGGAAGAUCUGCAUGAGGAAGAAGGGAAGGAAGAUCUGCAUGAGGAAGAAGGGAAGGAAGAUCUGCAUGAGGAAGAAGGGAAGGAAGAUCUGCAUGAGGAAGAAGGGAAGGAAGAUCUGCAUGAGGAAGAAGGGAAGGAAGAUCUGCAUGAGGAAGAAGGGAAGGAAGAUCUGCAUGAGGAAGACGGAAAAAAGAAGGCUGAGGGAAACGAGGAUAGAAAGAGGAAGAGCAAGAGGCUGCUGCAGAAGGGAAUGAUGAAAACCAGGUGGAGGAGGAGGAAGAAGCUGACAACAAAGGCUUCAAACAAGAUGGAGAGAAAGGGGAGCCUGCGAGCACUGUCUACAUCUGCCCUCUUCCUGUUGCAAUGUUAAUAGAGAUAAAUAUUUUAUCAGAUAUUUUAUAAACAGUGCUUUUCUUUAGCAUCAUUCAAUCUCAGACCAUCAUCAUACCAGUUAUUAGUUGCAAAAUACCUAACAUGACACCUUUAUACAUUUUGUGAUUAUAGUAGUGCAAAAUAGGAAAUGUACUUGCAACUUUGUGAAUGUCAUUGUGUGUACGUUAUGUAUUAAAUCUUUGAGUUUCAACUUUAUUCUUUAUUUUAUUUUAUUUUAUUUUAUUUUUUUUGGUUCUUUUUUUCGGAGCUGGGGACCGAA